Lymnaea stagnalis (great pond snail) is the source of this 7404-nucleotide messenger RNA. The record is from the annotation of a GenBank genome assembly. NCBI's taxonomy places the organism in Eukaryota, Metazoa, Mollusca, Gastropoda, Lymnaeidae.
GGAAGUUGAGACUAUAAAGACACUCCAAUUCAACUAUUCCUAACUGACAAACUGACUGUCGGUAAUAUUAAUAAGAUUUUUAUUUCUAUUAAGGUGAAGAAUACAAGAUAUGAUAAUUUAUUAAUAAUAAGAUUUUGUUUCAGUUAAGUGUUUAAGUUUAAGCUCUUUUCUAAUAUUUAAUUUAUAUUUUUAUUUUGUGUCAACCAGACUCAGUCUCAGUCACACUCUGAUCACUCUGUCUGUUACUGUUUAAUAAAUUCUAUAAAGUUAUAAUUCAAGUCUAGGACAAAGUCUAUGAUAAAAUUACAAGAGUCUAGUUAAUUUUCAUUUUUGAUUGAAAUUAAUGGUGUAUGUAAAUAGUAAAUGUAAUGCAUGAAUGAACAUUAAAAUUAAAAGGAUAAUGACAAUGAAAUGGUUAGCCGAAUAAAGCAUUUUAAGAAAAAAUAUGGAUAAAUUUCAGUUAAAAAGAUAAAUUUAGAAUUAAAUCAUUGAUGAAUAAAUAGGGCAUUAUGCAUAGGCCUACACUACUAUACUCACUGAUACACAUUAAUUUCAUUAAUCAUUAAUUAAUUAUUAUAACUUUAGAAAGAAAAAGAAUUCUCACACAAAAGUUCUUCUUCUUCUAUAUCUUAAGGGCCCAUGAUCAAUUUAUUGAUCAUUUUGGCUCCUAUGCAUCUAGAUGGGAUUUGCAAUGUUUCUGUGCCUGGUGUUGAUGAGGAAAUUUCACUGAUUUCCAGUGCCACUUUGUGAGGGAAUCAUGCACUAUCACUAGGGGUUUGAAGGCUUCUGGCAAUGGACACAAAUGUGUCUUGUGUUGUCGCCUCAACCAUUCCUUUUGAAAGCUUGUUCCAGUCCCUGAUUGUCUUGGGCAGGAAUGAGCAGCUCCUAUACUGGCUUCUUGCUGGUAUGAGCCUGAAUUACCUGUCAUGGCCUCGUCGCUGUCUAUGGGGGAGAAGGACGAGUUUCUGUUUAAUACUGGAACAGUGGACCAGCCCAUUAUUUAUCUUGUACAUCAUGGAGAGCCUGGAUUGUUGUCAUCGUUCCUCCAGCAUGCUGCCAACACUAAAGGUAUUCCUGUAGCGGUUUAGGACAAAUCGUGCUGCUCGACGCUAGACCGCCUCCAACCUCUUCUGGGUAAAUGGGUCCCAGACUGAAGAUGCAUAAUCUAAAACCGGACGGACAAAGGCUAUAUAUGCUCUUUCUUUCACACAGGAGUUGCCAAUCUUUAGAUUUCGCCUUAAGAACCCCAGGGUCUUGUUUGCUUGGUUACAUACAUUGUUAAUAUGCUCGUCCCAGCGGACCUCUCUUUGAAUGGUAACACCCAGGUACUUUACGGAGGAAACUGGCUCAAGUAUAUGGCCAUGCAGUUCGUAUUGGUAAUGUAGAGGAGUACAACUUCUAGAGACUGAUAGUGUCUGGCAGGGUGAAAUUCCAUGUCCCAGCUCAUCUCCCACUUAGCUAACAGAUUGAGAUCCUGUUGUAGCUGAUCCUGGUCAGAUCUGUUGGCGAUCGUCCUAUACACUGCUGUGUCAUCUGCGAACAGUCUUGCUUGUGAUGUCAGUUUCUCUGGUAGGUCAUUAAUGUAUGCUAGGAACAAAAAGGGGCCCAGCACUGAUCCCUGGGGGACUCCUGACUUCACAUCGACAAAGGAGGAGCUUGUACCGUCCACCACUACUGCUUGGCAUUGGUGGCUGAGGAAGCUAGAGAUCCAUGUUUUAGUGGUGCCUUGGAUCCCAUAUCUCUGGAGUUUGUCUAGAAGCAAACUAUGAUUCACACGGUCAAAUGCCUUUGCGAAGUCCAUUACCAGCACGUCAGUCUGCUUGUGGUUCUCCAGAUUGGUCAUCAGGUCUUCUACAAAUUCAAGAUGCUGGGUCUCACAUGAUCUAUUGACUCAGAAGCCAUAUUGACAGUCAUUGAUGUUUGUGUUGUUUACUCACAUAUUUAAGUUUUUAAACCCCCCCCCCCCCCCCNCCCCCCCCCCCCGUCUAUUAAAUUAUUUUAAAAUAAUAUAUGACAUACCGGUAUGUGUAUACUGAUAUAAGAAAAAGUUAAUAUAGGUUAUUACUCAAUGACAGCUAAAUUAAACAAACUGACAGUUUGUCACAAUAUGUCACUCCCUUUUAUAUUAAGUUAAUAUUUUGUCAUACUACCUGAAUUUAUAGUGAAUUGCAGUUAAGUUCUUAGCUAUAAUUUUUUUUAAUAAUGACUUUCUUUCUGCUAAUCUCCAGCUUUUUAAAAGAAAUAAUCAUGGUAAAGAUUCAUGUCAAACGAGGUGAUGAAAGUCAGUUUGCAUAUGAGGCUACUCUAGACACACCAAUGUCAGACAUAUUAAAAGACUGUGCAAUUAUUUAUAAUGGGAGACUCAAAAUUGACAGAAUUUGUGGUGGUAAGUGCUUUAGGUUGAAAAUGUUUAAACAAAUUUUUUUUAAAGUUAUAAACUUAUAUAACUUAUAGUGGCAUUUUUAAUUUUUCUGUCAUAAAAAUUUAAGCAAUUUAAUACGUUUUAUAAUGAUGUCCAUUUCUAAUGAAAGGCUAAAUGAGUGUAAUUGGCCAUACCGUUAAGACAAUAAUCUCAGGAUUAUUUAAUAUUGUAAAUAAUUUAUUAAAACAGUAAUUAUAUACAUGAUACAAUAUAAAUGUUCAUAAUUAAACCUGAUGUUAACAUAAUGUCCUGUUUAAUUAUAAUUAUUGUAAAAUCUGUUUAGAAAUGGAGGAGCUGGCAAAACAUGGUGUAUCCCUCCCACCCAACAUGCAGGGACUGACAGAUGAACAAAUAGAAGAACUCAAAUUAAAGGAUGAAUGGGGAGAGAAGUGCCAACCCAGUGGUGGUGUUAAAUUCAAUAAAGACAAAAUAGGCUGUAGAAAUGGCCAAGGUAAAUUGUAAUCUCAUAGUGCAAUUUUUAGGUGGUGCACUGAUAAUUGUAGUAAAACUGUAAAGUUUAUAUUUGUGAAAGAAUGUAUGAGAUGAAGAUUAUAUAAGUUUAUAUAAUGAUAUAAACAAUAUGUAUAUGCUGUUCCCUUUUGAUGAAUGAUUUUCACAUCUUACUUUAGCUCCCACUCCAAAAAUGGCUGAAGUUAUAACAAAAACAAUUAAAGAAGCAAAAGACAUGAUAUCAAAGGUACAUUUUUUUUUGUAUAUCAUUAUGUUGUUUCUUUGUGCUUUCACAAUGAACUUACUAGAUAAGGCAAGAGUAAUAUUUAGUGUAGUGGCCCUAGUGGAAAAUUUAGCAGACAUUCACUUUUGUUCCAUGCUGUAUGGCAGAAUUUUGUGACAUAACAGAACUAUUUAGUUCUUCAGCUGCAACUGCAAAAAGUAAACAGAGAAAACUACUGUUGUUUUUUUUAAAAUAUAUUCUCACUGGCCCGUAGGAUUUAUGUGACAAAUGAACAAAUUUCUUUAUUCAAUUAGCCAUUAUUUUAUUUCUUGUCAUACAUACAUUAUGCCAUAGUUUUAUUUAUUUACUAUAAGGAUAUGGUAUUGUACGAUUUUGAGAGGGUUAAGUACCAUUUUGAAAGAACAUUGUACUAUUUUGGGAGUUCAAAGGCAACCAGGUCUGGAUUUUGUGUCUAUGACCAUGUCUCUAAGACUCUUGUCUCAUGACCAUGAGGCAUGAGCCUCUAUUGUAACAUUAGUUGCUAGUUUACUGUAUUGAAUUCUCUGCAGUGUUGAAUAUCUCCUCAUUAUGAUCAUACAAGUUUAAAGCAAGCAUGAAAGAAAUGAGAAAUGCCUCAAAUUUCCAUAAUUUCUCUCACAGUGCAAAUGAUAUUUCUGCAAUGUUUCAUAUUUUUUAUUAACAUUUAUGGACAAAUUAUUUUAUGUCAAAUUUGCAAUGACUGUUUGUAAAUUUACUGACAGUUCAAACUGGCAUCCCUGUCCUGGACAACUAAAACAUAAUUCUGCUGUUUGUUCUAUUAAAUACACAAUUUACAUAAAUGUACCUAUUAUAAAUGACUAAAGAUUCCCAUUCUAGAAAUAUAUCUUUUUCUAGCAAUUUCAAAUGUGUUUAUCCCUCAGAAAAAAGUGGAGCAGGAUAUAUUAGUGACACAAAAAACUGUUCAGGACGCACUCGACAUUUUACGCGGAGCAGUGAUGAUUGUUUACCCUAUGGGCCUUCCGCCUUAUGAGCCUAUUAAAGCUGAAUUUGAAAACACAGAAGAUCUCUCAGGAAAGCAGGUGGGGGUAGUUAUCUUCAAGUAAUUUCAAUCCAAAUAAAUUUCAUGUGUCUAUAUCACUGUGAGAAUAUUGAACUCAUACUAUGAAUCUAUGACGUUAGUUUCUGUUAGAAAAUCACUCACUGGUAAUGAAGUUUUCUAUAACCAGAAUUCCAGUUUUCCUUCUUUAAAAAGAACAACAACUUUAUUUAAAAAUACUGAAAUACCACCUCAAUAAAAUAUAUAUUUAAAAAAAAAAACUUUGAGUAGUUAUUUAAUGAAUUAUGAUAAUUUCCUUUGCUUUAAAGUAUUUUAUUUCACAAACUAGUGUCAUUUCUGAUCUAAGUUAUCUUAAACAUUAUAAUUUUUAUAUCUUACAUACAUCUUUAAAAAUUGAUUUGAAGCAGAAGAAAUAUAUUUUGUGUUUCCAGGCAUCUCUGGAAGUGAUAGGUAUUGAUGAAGCCUCCUUGUGGUGGGCUGGAAAAGAAUUAUUACCUCACAAAAAGUUGGGUGAUUUUGUUGGCAAGAAUGAGAAAACCAAAAUUGUUGCCAAGCUGCAGAAGGUGUGUCCAAGUCGUAUUUAGUUAUUGAAAAAAAAAAAGAAGAGUUUUACAAAUCUUUUAUCUGUUUUGUAGUCUUUUCCACUUCGGGAAAACUAUUAUAAAUUCAAUCCCCUGUAAGCCGCGCAGGAUGAAUGUUGAUGCUGUAGGAACAUUUCAGAAAAUCACAAUGCAAGAGGCGAAGUUAAUUAAUUUGUAAGGUAUCAUGCUUUUCAGCAUAAUCGUGGCCUUAAUGAACUAAAAUGAUAAUAGAGAGCAUGCUGUUCCAAUAUUGAGCUGUUAUUCAUCCUUUGAGUUUGAGUGGGUGCACAACAAGUGGAUGGGAAAUGGAGGGGGGGGGGGGACUGUUGCUGUAGAGAAGCUUCUGUUCUCAAGGUGCAGUGAUGUCAAAAAGGACAGAACAAACUGUUUUGAUACCUCUAUUUAAAACUUGUCAAUUUCUGUAUAUCAUUAUUAUUAUGUUUACUAUUUCACACUUUAACACCAGCAUUACUUAAGUAUUCUAAAUGGUGUGAAUGGAAUGUAUGUGCCUUUAAACAAAUUGUAAAAUAAAUAAUGCUGUAAAUAACUGCUAACUGCUUUUAAAAGAUAGUUUUAACACAUAAAGUUUAAAACCAAUCUCUACUCUGCAGAGAGGUCAUGGUGCCCCAGCCAGAGAGCCAGUGGUCAGUCCUGAAGAACAGAAAAACAUGAUGGCAUAUUAUUACAAAAAGCAAGAAGAAAUGAAGGUAUGCAGUAAUUGGGAUGUUUGUUAGACUGACAGAUAUUUACCAAGUUAUGCAAAGAUUUUGACCUAGGGACAUUAAGAGUUAAUAGGCAAUAACCAAAUGACUAUAAAAAUUAACCCCCUAUAUUUUAAUUCGGUUUAUAAUAUUAAUCUAAUUAAUUUUAAUCCCAGGAUUGGCCGGUAAAUCCAGGGAUGAGGAAAACACUAUUCCCAUUUCCCAGGAUAAGCAAAACCCCAGGAAAUUUAGAAACCCUAAUUCUAGGCCAGUUAUCAGAAUUUCUAGAUCUUGUCCCUACACUGACAGCAACAAUAAUGACAGCCCCAAAAGUGAGUGACAUCCCUUUAGUGACAGCCUCUAGCGGGACAGCUCAAAUAGCUGCAUAUAAGAAUUAAUGAAGAAUGACAUAAUAAUGAAAUCUUGCAAUACUGAUAUCUUUUCUUUUUUUUUUUUUCUUUUUUAAACUUAAAAUUUUUUUUUUCUUGAGAGGUCAUUUUUUUAUACUGAUGAGUUAUUUUUUGGUAUUCCUUAAAAAAUUAAGAUUUAUAACAUGCUCAAAAUGAAUGAUUAUUCCUGAGGAGCCGUGUUGAAUGACAUACUUUAUAAUUUUUUGCUUUUUAUUGACUUGCAUUGGUUUUAUACAGAUGAGUUAUUUUUUGGUAUUCCUUAAGCUAAAUAGAUCUCUGAGAGUUUAAACCCUAAAUUUAAAAACAUUUUCAUCCUUUCAAUUCAUAUUAAUAAAUUAUGGGUGGGGGGAAUAAGAUGUAAAAUAAGUUGACAAAUGAUUAUUAUAUCAUCUAAAAAUGAGAAGUGCUCCUGUGACAAGAAGUAGAGCCUCACCACCCCCCCAACCCCUUCUUUUCUUUUAUUUUUUAAAGGGGGUUUUGAUUGUGGCCAGGGUUUAUAGUUUGAAGUAGUUGUGUUAUUAUAGCCCAGAUGUAUUGCUUGUUUGUGAAGUAGUUGUGUUAUUAUAGUCCAGAUUUAUUGCUUGUUUGUGAAGUAGUUCUGGAAUGAUUUUCUUUAUUCAAUCCUAAAUUCAACCAAAUUUUCUAGAUCUUGUCCUAUUUUGAAUUUUAGCUCUUGAUUUAUAUUAAUUUUUAAUUUAAAGAAGAAAAUAUAUGAAAUAAGUAAAUUCAUAAAUUAAAUAAUACCAGUAAUACAUUGGGUAGGAUGAAAAUAAAUAUCACUAUUGCCUUUGUAGAAAAAGACUAGUUUUCCCACUUCAGUGCCUAAAAAAAUGCUAUUUAUUAAUGAUGAACAUUUUAUGUUGAAUUUUUUUUUUAUCUGAUAGAAACUAGAGAAAGAAGAAGAUGAUUCCUUUAUGAAUGCUGCAUGGGCAGACAGUCACCAAUUAAAACGUCAAUUCCAAGGCCUAAAUAACAUCAAAUGGGGACCCAGAUAAACAUUUCUCAGUAAUGUGUGGUAUUUUUUUUUUUUCACUGGUUGGAUUCCAUCAUUACAUGUUUAAUUAAUUUUUUUUAUAGAUUUAAAAAAAAAGUAAUUAUAAAUUAAUCCUUGAAUUUUAUGAGGAACUGAAAUAAUUUUCUGCAAAUGGGUAAUAUUUAAAAUUAUAUUUUUAGUUUUAUCAUUAUUGAGACUUGCAAAAAAGUAAUAAUGUCUGACAUUUUCAUUUGAAUUAUAUAUGCAAUGUAAACCUAAUGUGUUCAUUCAGAUGACUGCCAUUGUAUGAAUGAAAUUUUAAAACACUGAACUGGUUGGCAAUAAAAAUAAAAUUGAGCAUAAAAAAAAUAAAUUCUUUUAUUAUUCUGUUUGUAUUAUUUUAAAAUUUAAGAACAUUAAAAAAAUUUAUAAAAGGAAUGCAUUGAUUAUAAAAUUAAAUUUUUUAGGUUUGAUUGAUUCUGAUGGAAUUGAUUGAGAUUUGCCAUAACAAAGAUUUUAUUAAACAAUCAACAACAUGAAUGCAAAAAUGAUUUAACCAGACUAUUUUUAAUGUAUUUUUGCUUUUU